Messenger RNA from Mesocricetus auratus (golden hamster), 1545 nucleotides. RefSeq names its product speckle-type POZ protein-like. The coding region runs from base 440 to 1510 and encodes 356 amino acids. Gene Ontology annotation, cellular component: cytoplasm; nucleus. Gene Ontology annotation, biological process: regulation of proteolysis; proteasome-mediated ubiquitin-dependent protein catabolic process. Gene Ontology annotation, molecular function: ubiquitin protein ligase binding. NCBI's taxonomy places the organism in Eukaryota, Metazoa, Chordata, Mammalia, Rodentia, Cricetidae. The record is from RefSeq and is a predicted model, not a curated record. The transcript has a single exon.
UGAAGCCAGGCAGACACGUUUCCCCUGAGGACUCGUGGGUGGAUAUCUGUGUGUUCAAGUCUACCCAGGGCCACACUAGAUUGAACCAGUUUAACAGAGUAACAGAGCUCAUGCCCUUGAUCCCAGCAAUAGAGUGGAAUAAACGAUAAGAGCGGUGUUUUCAGUAAUCAGGCUCAAGAAGAUCUCCAGUUAGGCUGAGGAGAGGUAGCGGUGUGAUGCUUGGGGAGAGCACGUGGAGCCUGAGGUAGAGGCAAGAUCUAGUGGCUUGGCUGCUUUGCUUGCCUGACCUUCAGAUUGAAGUUGAGCCCCAAUAUCAGUGUCUGGUCUUUUAUCUUUUUGUGUUACAGUUAUCUGUAAUUGGUAGCUCCAGGUUGAAGAAGAAAACGCCCUACCUAUUCAUUUUGGAGCCAGGUUAACUGAAAAAGUGCCACAAGCCGAUAUGUCAGGGGACCUGGCAGCCGUGAGCUGGGGCUACACAGAAGUCAGUUUCCAGAAAUUCACCUACAUUUGGACCAUCGGCAACUUCUGUUCUAUCCUGCGGGAAAUGAGGGAAGCCAUUGAAAGCCCAACCUUCUCCUCAGGAGCCAGGGACAAAAACAGAUGGAGUUUGAAAAUACACCCGAACGGGAUGGAUGAAGAAAGCAAAGGCUACUUGUCAGUUUACCUAACGUUGCUCAGCUGCCCAAGGAGACCAGUGUGGGCAAAGUUCCAGUUUUGGAUCAUCGACUCCGAAGGAGAGAAAACACAAGGCAUGAAGAGCCCAAGAUUCUUCAGGUUCCAGCAAAAUCAGCAGUGGGGAUUCAGAAAGUUCAUCCCUCGACAUUCCCUCUUGGCCCAGGAGCCUUGGCUGCUCGAAGACAAUGAACUCAGCCUGAGAUGCAAGGUGACUGUGGCCCAAGACUCCUUAGGCUUCUCUGACGAGACCACGAUGCCAGGGAUCCAGGUUCCAAGGUGCACUCUGGCAGAUGAGCUAGGAGAGCUGUGGGAGAAUUCCUUCUUCACAGACUGCUGCCUGGUGGUAGCUGGCCAGGAAUUCCGGGCUCACAAGGCCAUCUUAGCAGCUCGCUCUCCAGUUUUCAGAGCCAUGUUUGAACAUGACAUGCAGGAGAGCAGAACAAACCGCAUUGAGAUCCACGACCUGGAGCCUCAAUGCUUCAGAGCAAUGAUGGGCUUCCUUUACACCGGGAAGGCACCGGAUCUCCACAGCAUGGCAGAUGUACUGCUUGCAGCUGCCGACAAGUACGGCCUGGAGCGUUUGAAGGUCAUGUGUGAGGACGCCCUCUGCAAGGACCUCUCCGUGGAGACUGCUGCCCACACUCUGGUCAUGGCUGACCUCCACAGUGCAGGGCAGCUGAAAACCCAGGUGCUGGAUUUCAUAACAGCUCAUGCUUCUGAAGUCUCUGAGACUUCAAGCUGGAAGACAAUGGUGGGCUCAUAUCUCCACUUGCUGGCUGAAGCAUACAGCUCCCUGGCUUCUACACACUACUCUUUACUAAAAUGCCCUCCCUAACGCCUCAGGCAAUCUUACGAUCCUCUCAGCUCUGA